This is a messenger RNA of Lolium rigidum, 1099 nucleotides long. RefSeq names its product probable long-chain-alcohol O-fatty-acyltransferase 5. The transcript has a single exon. Lineage: Eukaryota; Viridiplantae; Streptophyta; Magnoliopsida; Poales; Poaceae. The record is from RefSeq and is a predicted model, not a curated record. The coding region runs from base 1 to 1065 and encodes 354 amino acids. Gene Ontology annotation, biological process: lipid metabolic process.
AUGGCGGCGGCGCUCAUGGACAGCGAGCUCGGGAGCCUCUUAAAGGUCUCGGCGGCGGUGUGGGCGGCUAUGUCCUACGUCCGCGUGGCAUCCGCGUUCAUUCGCCCAGGCGCGGCUCGCCUCGGUGCGCUACUGCCCGUUGUUGCGCUCUUCUAUGCGAUCCCCUUCGCCUUCUCCACCACCACGUUCCGGGGCAUCUCAGCCUUCUUCCUCUGCUGGCUCGGAACCUUCAAGCUCCUCCUCCUCGCCGCUGGCCGCGGUCCCCUGGACCCAUUCCUCUCACUCCCCCACUUCGUCUUCUCCGCCUCCCUGCCCGUCAAGUUCCAGCAGCCCGCCUCCUCCUCCAAAGCAAAGAAACAAGAUCCCACUUCGGCCCAUAGUCGAUACGGCCUCGGCAAGGUGCUCAUCUCCGGCACCGUUAUCCCCUUCAUCGUCUACGCGUUUCAGUUCAAACAUGCGAUGAACCAGUGGCAGCUCCUCCUCAUGUACACCGUAUGCAUCUGCUUGUCCCUGGAGCUCGUCCUGGCCUCGGUCCGCACGCUCAUCCACGGCGUGCUGGGGAUGGAGAUGGAGCCACAGGUGGACCGUCCGUACCUGGCGUCGUCGCUGGGAGAUUUCUGGGGAAGGCGGUGGAACCUCAUGGUACCUGCCAUCCUCCGGCCGUCGGUGUACGGCCCGGUGCGCGCGCGCUUCGGUGUGGCGGCUGGCGUCCUGGUGUCGUUCCUCGUCUCCGGGCUCAUGCACGAGGUGAUCUUCUACUACAUGAUGUGGCAGCCACCCAGUGGCGAUGUGACCGCGUUCUUCGUUCUGCAUGGGGCGUGCACCGCGGCGGAGGGGUGGUGGGCGCGGCAUGCCGGGUGGUGGCGCCCGCCGCGGGUGGUGGCGGUGCCGCUCACGCUGGCGUUCGUGGGUGGUACCGGCUUCUGGAUGUUCUUCCCAGUCAUGAUUAGGGGCGGCCUGGACGAGCUUGUGCUGCACGAGUGGCAGGGCUUUGUGGUGCUCAUGGAGGAGGCCGGACGUUGGCUCGCCGGCGCCAACGGUCAAACUGUUUCGAGCCUCCGCUGACCAAUUGAUACAGAUCUGCUGUCGGGAGGGGUGA